GGUCUGAGCAUUGGUUUUUUUUUGUCUUGCUUUUAGUUAUGUCUGGUCGCGGAAAGCAGGGAGGCAAGGCCCGCGCCAAGGCCAAGUCGCGCUCGUCCCGCGCCGGCCUGCAGUUCCCGGUGGGCCGGGUGCACCGCCUGCUGCGCAAGGGCAACUACGCCGAGCGGGUGGGGGCCGGCGCGCCUGUGUACAUGGCGGCGGUGCUGGAGUACCUGACGGCCGAGAUCCUGGAGCUGGCGGGGAACGCGGCCCGCGACAACAAGAAGACGCGCAUCAUCCCCCGCCACCUGCAGCUGGCCAUCCGCAACGACGAGGAACUGAACAAGCUGCUGGGCAAAGUCACCAUCGCCCAGGGCGGCGUGCUGCCCAACAUCCAGGCAGUUCUCUUACCAAAGAAAACCGAAAGCCACAAAGCCAAAAGCAAAUAAACCAGAACAAGCCAAAGACCAAAGGCUCUUUUUAGAGCCACCCA
Suricata suricatta (meerkat) is the source of this 472-nucleotide messenger RNA. Its product is annotated as histone H2A type 2-C. NCBI's taxonomy places the organism in Eukaryota, Metazoa, Chordata, Mammalia, Carnivora, Herpestidae. The record is from RefSeq and is a predicted model, not a curated record. The coding region runs from base 39 to 428 and encodes 129 amino acids. Gene Ontology annotation, cellular component: nucleosome. Gene Ontology annotation, molecular function: DNA binding; structural constituent of chromatin; protein heterodimerization activity. The transcript has a single exon.